This is a messenger RNA of Naegleria gruberi, 891 nucleotides long. RefSeq lists its product as uncharacterized. Gene Ontology annotation, cellular component: membrane. The coding region runs from base 1 to 891 and encodes 296 amino acids. The transcript is spliced from 2 exons. The record is from RefSeq and is a predicted model, not a curated record. NCBI's taxonomy places the organism in Eukaryota, Heterolobosea, Eutetramitea, Acrasida, Naegleriidae.
AUGAUUGGACAAGCUAUCAAUUUGACGAAUUUAUUGGCAGUUGUUGCUGUGGUUUCUUUCGGUUUCCUCUAUUCAGAAUUUACUGUAUCCACAUUGAAAUAUGUAACAACCAACAGCUUGAACUAUGUAUUUGCCUUUCUUCCUCGUGGACAAUUCUCCUCCAUUGAAAAUAGCAUCCUUUCUAAUGUUCGUUCAAUGAAAUCCAUUGCUGAAAUCUCUUCCAAGUAUGAUACUCAAUUCGUCCCUUCACAAUAUACCUUCUCCGUUUGGGCACUCAUUUACUUUUCCUUGUCCUUGUUUGGAAUUCUAUCCUUACUAACCAAUAAGGAAGAAAAGGAAAGGAUUGGUCGAAACAUUGGCCCAUUAUUCUUUGUAACAAAUUUAUUGAAUAUUGCCUGGAUGGUUUCAUUCAGUUUGGAAUAUAUUUUCCUUUCACACUUGAUCAUUGUUGGAUUGUGGUGGACCUUAUUCACACUCUAUGCUCGAAUCAUUGAUGUGAGAUAUGGAUAUACAGUGAGCAAGUAUCCUCUCUGGGUCAAAUUACCAUUCUCAAUCUAUCUUGCCUGGAUAUCAUGUGCAGCAGUUGCCUCCACAAUGAUGGUUCUCAAACACGAUAUUAUGAAACCAUUCAUUGAUUCAUUUUCUAAUACUGCUGAAAAGGAAAAGAUGUUUGUUUAUAAUUUGGAUUUCACCAGUCCAGUUCUUGCUGUUGUUUCCUUGGUUGGAGUAUUGUCAAACAUGUUGGAUGAGCAACAGUGGGUUGCUGCAUUUGUUACCCUUACCUCUGUUAUUGGAUUAUGGUUCUCAAAGAAUUGUCUUGAAGAAUUGGUACAAUCCAGAUCCACUUGUAAGGAUCGUCUCUCAAGUGAACAUGGUCAUUAUGUUCUUUGA